This is a messenger RNA of Gamsiella multidivaricata, 820 nucleotides long. RefSeq names its product phosphatidylethanolamine-binding protein. Gene Ontology annotation, biological process: regulation of Ras protein signal transduction; regulation of proteolysis. Bases 232 to 786 code for a protein of 184 amino acids. The transcript is spliced from 3 exons. Gene Ontology annotation, molecular function: phospholipid binding; peptidase inhibitor activity. The record is from RefSeq and is a predicted model, not a curated record. NCBI's taxonomy places the organism in Eukaryota, Fungi, Mortierellomycota, Mortierellomycetes, Mortierellales, Mortierellaceae.
CAUAUUAACCGAGUACAUGGCGCUCGCAUUUUGCGCCAUAGUUGUCCCACGCAUGGUCCUUUGCUGCAUCAUAGUGCCAUGAAUCGCGACAACAGUCACCGCCCGUUUCAUUUCUUCAAAGUGACCUCAUGUCAUUUCCUUUUUCUCACACCCAACUCUCCACCUUCACCUCUUCGCUUUCUUAUCUUCUAACCAACUUUACACCACCAGCAACAGCAAUCCACCCACAUCAUGCCUCUUAUCACCAGUGACCAAGCAGCCGAGUCUGCCUUGAGGAAGGACGGCAUCAUUCCCGAUGUCAUCCCAGAAUUUCACUCCAAGACCAUGCUGAUCGUCAGCUACGGCAACGGGAAGGAAAUCGCACUCGGCAACAAGUUGUCGGCCGAGGAAACUCAGCAGUCUCCUGAGGUGUCUUUUCAAGCCGAUGAUCCCAACGACAAGUACACUCUUAUCAUGACUGAUCCUGACGCUCCUAGUCGUAGCAACCCCAAGAAUCGCGAGUUCCGCCACUGGAUCGUCUCCAACAUUUCAGGCUCAUCUCCAACGGCGAUUCAGCCCGCGAAUCUGUCGCAGGGAACCAUCCUCACGCCCUAUAUGGGCCCAGCACCUCCCAAGGGCUCAGGCCCUCACCGAUAUGUCUUUUUGCUGUUCAAACAAUCGACCUCAAACUUGACACUUGCGACCCCUCUCUCGCAUGAUCGCCCGGGCUUCAAGUCGAAGCAGUUCUCGAACGAGACUGGGCUUGAGUUGGUCGGCGCCAACUACUUCUUUGCAGAGAACCCUUAAAUCCCCCCCCCCCCCUCCUCCUCCUCCUCCUCUU